AAAACAAGAGCGAAAAAAGCGAAAAUAUAGUUUAAAAAAAUACCCGCACACCCAAGGCUGAGCUCACUCGCAGUCGAUAAUAAAUUCUCGAUCUAACCACAAAAACAACAGCUUCUAGGGUUUGGCCGGAAGAAUCAUUUACAGCAAUGGCGAUGGCAGCUGCUUUGAGACGCGAAGGAAGGAGAUUUGCCUCCCCUCUCAUUUCCUCUCAACCAAUAACCCCCGUCCGAUCCGCUCUCAUCCCCGAGGAGCAUGUCCCUCUUGGAGUGCGUUCCAUUUCAACUCAAGUUGUUCGGAAUCGGAUGAAAAGUGUCAAGAACAUUCAGAAAAUUACGAAGGCUAUGAAGAUGGUUGCAGCCUCAAAGUUGCGAUUAAUUCAAACUAGAGCUGAAAAUUCUCGUGGCCUAUGGCAACCAUUUACUGCGCUUCUUGGAGAUACUCCUAGUGUUGAUGUAAAGAAGAAUGUGAUUGUCACUGUAUCUUCGGACAAAGGUCUGUGUGGUGGUAUUAACUCUACAGCAGUCAAGGUCAGCAGGGCCAUUAACAGGUUGACUUCAGGUCCUGACAAAGAAACUAAAUUUGUCAUCUUGGGAGAAAAGGCAAAGGUGCAGUUGAUACGUGAUUCAAAAAAGAGCAUUACAAUAUGCAUGACAGAGUUGCAGAAGAAUCCCCUGAAUUAUACCCAGGUCUCUGUUCUGGCAGAUGACAUUUUAAAGAAUGUGGAAUAUGAUGCUUUGAGGAUUAUCUUCAACAAGUUCCAGUCAGUGGUCUCAUUUCUUCCAACUAUGGCAACUGUAUUAUCUCCUGAGGUUGUGGAGAAAGAGGCUGAAUCUGAUGGGAAGCUUGGUGAUCUUGAUUCCUAUGAGAUUGAAGGUGGUGAAACAAAGGGUGAAAUACUUCAGAAUCUUGCCGAGUUCCAGUUCUCUUGUGUUCUGUUCAAUGCUGUAAUGGAGAAUGCUUGCAGUGAGCAAGGUGCAAGAAUGUCUGCUAUGGACAGCUCAAGCAGAAAUGCUGGAGAUAUGCUUGAUCGCCUGACACUGACUUAUAACAGAACUCGUCAAGCAUCUAUCACAACGGAGUUGACUGAGAUUAUAUCCGGAGCAGCUGCACUGGAGGGUUAAAAUUGAAGAUAUCAAUGGCUAGGAACUUCAUGGGGCUACUUUUGAGGUUUUUGUUGAGCGACUCUAAUAAUCACCCAGCAUUGUUUUCUGUUUUUGGGAAUUAAAAAUAAAGUCCAUGAUCGAUAAUGGUUUAUUUUUAUUUUUGGUUCUUUUUUCAGCUCUUAAUCAUGUGGUUCUGGCUUGAACACUCGAGAACUGUUGUAAAUUUUACUGUAGUCCUGUUUGGCAUUGUUUGAUCCCCCCACUAUGCACAAGAAAAACAAGAUUUGGCGACUAGAACAUUGUUUGCUAAUUGAAAACUUGGGUGUCCAUUGCCACUGUAAUGGUGACAUUUAUCAUUAAUUGGAGGACUGUUUUUUA
Molecule: messenger RNA, 1481 nt
Organism: Populus euphratica (Euphrates poplar)
Lineage: Eukaryota; Viridiplantae; Streptophyta; Magnoliopsida; Malpighiales; Salicaceae
Product: ATP synthase subunit gamma, mitochondrial-like
Exons: 9
Coding region: 147-1121 (324 amino acids)
Biological process (GO): proton motive force-driven ATP synthesis
Molecular function (GO): proton-transporting ATP synthase activity, rotational mechanism
Source: RefSeq, a predicted model, not a curated record